CGCGAUGGAGGCGCCGGCCGAGCUGCUGGCCGCGCUGCCCGCGCUGGCCACCGCGCUGGCCCUGCUGCUCGCUUGGCUGCUGCUGCGGCGCGGGGCGGCCGCGAGCUCGAACCCCGCCGGCGCGCCCCCGGAACCCGCGCCCCCGGAACCCGCGCCCCCGGCCGAGGCCGGCGGAACGCCCGAGCCGCCGGGCCCCUGCGCCGCAGAGCCGGCGGCCGCGCCCGAGGGGCCGGGGGAGCCCGCGCUGCCGGACAAGCCCACGGCGGCCCCGGCGCCGGCGGAGGCGGCGGCGGCGGCGGCGGCGGAGGAGGAGGAGGAGCAGGCCGCCGAGGAGAGGCAGGAAGAGGAGCGGGAGCUGCGCGGCGAGGAGGAGCCCCCCCAGGCCGGGCCCGCGGAGGAAGACGGGGGAGAGGCCUUCUCCUUCAAGUACAGCCCCGGGAAGCUGCGAGGAAACCAGUACAAGGAGAUGAUGACCAAGGAGGAACUGGAGGAGGAACAGAGGAUUGAGCUGACCUCUGACCUCACUUCCCUGUAGCGAGUUCCUUAGGUCCUGAGCCACAAAUAUUCUUGCAAAUCCUCUUGAACCGAGGAAUAAUGAAGUUAUCCUUAGCCUCCUCCUAAAGGCUUUUCUUUUUGGCGUCUUAAAACUUGAGAGAUAACGUGGAGCCCCCAGAGAGGAGCCAGCAGGCUCCCGGGGUGCAUUCUGCCUAUAAACGUGCCAGGACUAGGCCCUCAGUCAGCACUUCCCUUGGGUAGGGUCCAGAACGCCUGUGGCGCUGCCCAGGCAGACCCCCCCCCCCCAUUGUUUGCGUGGAUUGCUUUGCGAAGCUGAAGGGUUUUCCUGGGCUUCUGGGUUCCUUGUCACUCCCCCUGUCCACAUGCCCUUUACACCUGCAAUGUCACCAGUGUCAGCCAUGCCAUCCUUUUAAAAUUAGUUUCCUUCUAGCCUUCCUGCUUUUCAGCACGGAAGCCAAACCUGAAUGACCCUGCGGUGUGAUGGACAAAUGAGGGCGAGGGGCCUGUGCUCACCGGCUGGUCAUGGCUGGUCCGCCCUGCACUCUGUUUUCGGCCAACUCAGUAGAGGGGGUGAGACCCCCUGUGCUGAAGACCAGGUGGCAAAGAACCAGGACCGGCUGUUGGUUUCCCCCUGCCUUUUCCCUCCAUGUAGAGCAGGCCUGGAUCCAGCCCUCUUGUCGCUAAGAGGCCUUUUCACCGAUGGUCUUACCAGCUCAGCCAAAUCUCCACCUUCACUUUGGCAGAAGCAAUAACAAUAGUGUUCACUUAACAUAGACGUUUGGGGUCUGCCUCUUCCGAGACCUCACAGAUGAGUUAACGCCACCAGGGAAGCAGAUCAGUCCCAGAUUCGUUUCUUGGAAUUUUCUAUUUGCUGGUAUUUAUACUAUAUCAAACUAGUCUGCAGUUUUUAGCUAUGUUGGUUAAAACAUGUUUUUAAAAUAGUGUUUAUAGACAGUUUUUCUCUGUUUAAAGCAGGGCUGGGAAAUGCCCAGCAUCAGCCCCAGGGCAUGUCGCAUUCCUAGGGACCUUCUCCUUGGGCCUAAUGCUCAGAUUCAGGGGUUUAGGACUGAACAGGCAUCAAAGUAACAGCCCCGCAGAGCCAGUGGCAAACAGAAGACGUGCUCUUGUGAGCACACCUGUCCCCACACAGCAAUAGCAACAGCCGUGUCCUUGUCCUUGUCCUGGCUGGGCUCUGACUGGUAAAUAGGUAGCUCCCUCCAAGGUACUGUUUGUCUGGACACCUUCUGAACGUGGCUUUUAGGCACCAAGCCUCACGCAUUCCAGUUGGCUUGGAUCUGUGUAUUCGGCCUUUGUUCAGUCCAAUAAACUGUGUAAAUGGUCUUGA
Molecule: messenger RNA, 1861 nt
Organism: Phacochoerus africanus (Common warthog)
Lineage: Eukaryota; Metazoa; Chordata; Mammalia; Artiodactyla; Suidae
Gene: MXRA7
Product: matrix remodeling associated 7
Exons: 5
Coding region: 5-535 (176 amino acids)
Source: RefSeq, a predicted model, not a curated record